AACAUUCAAAGAUCGAAAUCCACACGCUGCGACUGCACCACUUAGCUCGUACACAUUCGAGGUUUUAGUUUCUGAAAUACGAGCGGGUGCAGAUUUUUCCCACGGAUUCGGUAUUUAUACGGAAUUUAGAGUUUUUCGUGUUGGGCCCCGUGUGCUUUGUUUUCUAUGCGGUCCGGAGGCUCCGGGCAGGUCGAACUGGACUCUGCAUGUGUCACUGCAUCGCUUCUAACGCGGUCCGCUCUGUGGUCUCAGUUUAGGCAGACCCUGCAUGGCCCGGCAUCAUGAGUGAGCUGAAGGACUGCCCGCCCCUCAAAUACUACGACUUCAAGCCCGUGGAGCAUGUGAAAGUGUGCCCCCGCUACACCGCCGUGCUCGGCCGCUCGGAGGACGAUGGCAUCGGCAUCGAGGAGCUCGACACUCUGCAGCUGGAGCUGGAGACACUCCUCUCCUCGGCCAGCCGCCGCCUCCGUGCCCUGGAGGAGCAGAGACAGAUCCUCACAGACUGGCAGGACAAGAAGGGAGACAAGCGCUUUCUCAAGAUGGGAAAAGACCCCGACCCUGCUGCCUCGUCUCGACACAAGCCAAAAAAGCAGAAACUAGACGGCAAAGGGGGUCACGGACCGGGUCCCGGUCCCGGUAGACCCAAAUCCAAAAAUCUACAACCAAAAGUUCAAGAAUAUGAGUUCACAGACGACCCACAAGACAUUCCUCGCACUCCCAAAAACGAUGCUCCUAACAGAUUCUGGGCAUCAGUAGAGCCAUAUUGUGCUGAUAUUACAAAUGAAGAGAUCCGACUGCUUGAAGAGCUUCUAAAGGCCCCAGAGGAUGAAGCCGAGUAUUUCAAGAUUCCUGCUCUUGGGAAACACUACUCUCAGCGAUGGGCGCAGGAGGACCUGCUGGAGGAGCAGAGGGAGGGGGCUCGGGCCAAUGACAAGAAGAAGAGCCUCAUGGGAGGGCCGCUCUCUGAACUGGAUGCAAAAGAUGUGGACUCACUGCUGAAAAAAUCAGAAUCUCAGCAUGAUUCUCCUGAAGACGGAUGUCCGUUUGGCCCUCUCACACAGCGCCUGCUGCAGGCCCUUGUAGAGGAGAACAUUAUAUCCCCCAUGGAGGAUUCUCCCAUUCCGGACAUAUCAGGGAAAGAUGCUAACGACGGCGCGGGGACUUCUCCUCGAAGUCAAGGAAAAAGUUUCAGUGUUCCUCACACUCGUUCCUUGGAGGCGCGGAUCAAAGAGGAGCUGGUGGCCCAGGGCCUGCUGGAUUCUGAGGAGCGACCCGGACAAGGGGGCGACUCUGAGGACGAAGUCCUGGCCGAGCUGCAGAAGAGACAGGCCGAGCUCAAAGCCCUGAGCGCUCAUAACAGAGCCCGGAAGCAAGAGCUGCUCCGGUUGGCCAAAGAAGAGAUGCGCAAACAGGAACUGAGGCAGAGGGUCCGAGUGUCGGACAAUGAGGUGAUGGAGGGAUUUCGACGGAUCAUGGCGGCCAGGCAAAAGAAACGCACCCCGACGAAGAAAGAGAAGGACCAGGCCUGGAAGUCGCUAAAGGAGAGAGAGAGCAUCCUCAAGUUACUGGAUGGCUAGAGGCGAGAAACAUGCUGGAAGAGGCUGCUUUUCUCCACAAAUUAACACAGAAUCUAACAGCAGUUAGAGAAA
Salarias fasciatus (jewelled blenny) is the source of this 1649-nucleotide messenger RNA. It is a transcript of the gene tada3l, whose product is annotated as transcriptional adaptor 3 (NGG1 homolog, yeast)-like. NCBI's taxonomy places the organism in Eukaryota, Metazoa, Chordata, Actinopteri, Blenniiformes, Blenniidae. The transcript is spliced from 8 exons. Gene Ontology annotation, biological process: regulation of transcription by RNA polymerase II. Gene Ontology annotation, molecular function: transcription coactivator activity. Gene Ontology annotation, cellular component: SAGA complex. The coding region runs from base 282 to 1577 and encodes 431 amino acids. The record is from RefSeq and is a predicted model, not a curated record.